Messenger RNA from Pogonomyrmex barbatus (red harvester ant), 3253 nucleotides. Its product is annotated as kinesin-like protein KIF23. Gene Ontology annotation, biological process: mitotic spindle assembly; microtubule-based movement; spindle elongation. The record is from RefSeq and is a predicted model, not a curated record. Gene Ontology annotation, molecular function: ATP binding; microtubule binding; plus-end-directed microtubule motor activity. Lineage: Eukaryota; Metazoa; Arthropoda; Insecta; Hymenoptera; Formicidae. Gene Ontology annotation, cellular component: mitotic spindle; nucleus; spindle microtubule.
AUUAUACGCUUUAUUUUCUUCAGUAUCAAUCAAGGUUAUUUUAGUCUCCAGCAGGAAGCAGCCAUCUUUGUGCUCUAACUGCUUUAUCUCGCUGCAGUAGCCGCAACAGGAAGUACAUCAAAAUCAAUGACGUCAUAGAAUUCAAGGCAGUACUUUCGUAGUGCACUACUCUAUAUCGGAAACGCUAUUUGUAUUACUCGGAGUGAAUAAAGGAACACACCCUCGAAACGCAUUACAGUACUGCCAGUACUGGCAAUGAGUUACAGCGGAACGCAGCCUGUGUGUUCAUAUUUGUGGGCUUGUAAACUUAUAGAUGGCGCCAAAUUACUAGGCAAAUUUUUCCCAUUUGAGUUGGACCACCCUGAUAGAUAUUUAUACAAGGCUUCAAUUUGAAUAAUCGACUUACGAAUCGAAUAACGACUUUUUAUUCACGUAUAUUUCAAUAUUGAAUAUAAUUAAUCGAGCAAGAUAGUUUUAAAUCGAAUUGUCGAAUUCUCAAUUGAUAUUGAAAAGUGAGUUGAACGCGCACUGCAAUGAAGCCCGCACGUUCGAAAACGCCAGCUCGUAAGCCAAUCUGCCGAUCAAAAAGUUCGAAUAUGAUAUCUAAAGAUCCUGUUCAAGUUUAUUGUCGUUUACGACCCAUGCACUCUCCCACGGAUGUAUCAUGCAUGAAAGUUACAUCGGAUAAAACGGUAGUCAUAACGCCUCCAGAAUCAGCAGCCAAUUUUCGUACGAUAACUAAUAAAGAAAUACAAACGACAUUCAGUCAUGUAUUUACACCUGAUGCGACACAGAGAGAAAUAUUUAAAACAGUCGCUCUUCCCCUAGUUGAAAAUCUCAUUCAUGGGAGAAAUGGUCUUUUGUUUACAUAUGGUGUAACAGGUAGUGGAAAGACAUAUACAAUGACUGGAGAACCACAGGACGCUGGUAUCAUGCCUCGGUGCUUGAAUAUUAUUUUUAAUACUAUUGCAAAUUAUCAAACAAAAAAGUUUGUCUUUAAACCAGAUAAAUUAAAUGGUUUUGAUGUGCAAAGUGAAGCAGAUGCUAUGCUAGAUAGACAGCAUGAACUUCAUACAGAUUUUUCACAAAGAACUGGAAGACUUGGAAAACACCGUAAGGUAGAUAGCGAUGGAGAUAGUAAUCCAGCAGUAGUUCCCGAAUGUAAUGAAUCGCAAAGUAUAACAGUUGACCCAGAUAAUGCUUAUGCUGUAUUUAUUACAUAUGUUCAAAUAUAUAACAAUGGUGUAUAUGACUUGCUAGAUGAAGAUGAUAUCAGAACCAAGACACUGCAGAGUAAAUUUGUUAGAGAAGAUGGCAAUAAAAAUAUGUAUGUACAUGCAGUCACAGAAGUUGAAGUAAAAAGUGCAGAAGAAGCCUUUGAACUGUUUCAACGUGGACAACGGAAAAGGCGCGUUGCACACACGGCGUUAAAUGCUGAAUCAAGUAGAUCACAUAGUGUUUUUACUAUUAGACUUGUACAGGCGCCUUUAGAUUGCGAGGGUGAACAUGUGAUGCAAGAUAAACGAAUUGUAUGUGUAAGUCAAUUGUCUUUGGUAGAUUUAGCAGGUAGCGAACGAACAAAUCGCACUAAAAAUACUGGACAACGUUUGCGAGAAGCCGGAAAUAUUAAUAACUCUCUGAUGACUCUGCGAUCAUGUUUGGAAAUUUUAAGAGAAAAUCAGAAUCAAGGUACAAAUAAAAUGAUUCCCUAUAGAGACUCCAAGCUUACACAUUUAUUCAAAAACUAUUUCGAUGGGGAAGGACAGGUCAGAAUGAUAGUCUGUGUAAAUCCACGAGCAGAUGAUUAUGAUGAAAUGAUUCAAGUCAUGAAAUUCGCGGAAAUGACUCAAGAGGUACAGAUUGCGAGGUCUAAUCCUGUAAAGUUGGAUCUUGGUUUUACUCCUGGAAGAAGACAAGCAAAUAAGAUAUUCAAAGAAGCAAGAACCAAAUUGGAAAAGGAAGGACGACCAGAAGCUGCUGAUUUAGAAAUCGAUUUGGGCCUAGUAUACAGUUUGGGUGGACCAUUUCCUCAAUUAGAGGCUACUUUGGACAACGAUCAAAUAAUACAUUCUAUAAUACAAUUUCUAAAACAGCGUAUCCAUAAACGGAACAUACUUGAAGCAGAUUUACAAAAGAAACAAGAAGAUUUUAGACGGACCUUAAUGGUAAUGAUACAAGAAAAUGAAAAUUUGAAAGUUGAAGUAGCUUCAUUGAAAGCUACAAACACACAACAGAAAAAAAAGAUAUUAGCAUUAGAAGGACACCUUUGCAAAACAGAAACGCAAAUUGAUAAUCUUUUAUGUAAAUUAAACAGCGCUAAUGAAACGAUACGAAGUUUACAGCAAGAAGUGAAAGAUCGGGAUUUGGCAUUGAAUCAACGUUUAAUAGAUAAGCAAAGAGUGAAGCAGAGAUAUAAUACAAAGAUGCAAGUAGAGACGGAUAAAAUGAACAGAGAGCUGGAAAUAAAAUUGCGUCAACAGCGCGAACGUCUUCAGAAUCAAAUGAAGGAGAAAGACGAUAAAUUACGAUUGGUAAAACAAAUAAUUGACGAUAAUGGGAUUAUUAAUGUAAUUCCAUCGAAGGAACAAGAUCCAGAAUUGACAACAAGAGUGAUCAGUCCAAAUAGAGAUGCCAGAAUAUCACGAAAGGAUAGAAUACCUGUUGCAAACCCGAGAUACAGACGAUCGCAAAGUGCUGAUAGAUGGAUCGAUCAUAGACCUCAAGCACUUGUGCCAAUCGGGACUAUAUUGCAACCACUGAUGCAAAGACGGCGAAGUGUGACACGACUUACUUCACCAAAAAAGAUUACGGAUGGUGCAUCUAGAUAUUGUCUUGUUGCGCAAGAACAUGAUACAGACGGAGAACUCGAAACAAAGCUAUAUAAGGGUGACAUACUUCCAACGAGUGGAGGAGGUGCGCAAGUAGUAUUUAAUGAUAUGGAGUGUUUGAAACAAUCAUCACCGAAAGCGAGGAAACGUGCUGGAUCUCGAGAAGAAGGAAAUAUAGAUCAAGUAGAUAUUUCUACAGAAACAAAGAGAUCACGAAUGACACCUUCAUGAUUGAACAUGUUAUAAUAUUAUUUUUAAGUAUGGAGAAUAAAAUAUCUUCCGUGAUACGCGCAUUUCUUAGUAUUAUUGUGACAAUUCGUGUAAUAAAAAAAUUGAUGCGUGAAAAUUCGUAUAAUAGAUUUGUAACGAGAUAAAUAACAUUUUUUGCUAUAAUACACCUCUUAUUCAUUCUUGUAUUAAAAACA